AUGAUCGCCGAGCCCGCGGUCAACACCAAGCGCGACGGCGCGCGCUUGCGUCAGCAGCAGCCGCUCCGUGAGCUGCAGCAGGUGCACCCUGCGCCGCUGGUUCUGCUGCUGCAGCGCCGGGGCCAGCACAUGCGAAACCACCCGCAGAAGAGCCAGUCAACGGAGGCGCAGGCGGCGGCGAGGCCCCUGGGUCUGGUGAUGGAGGAGGAAGAGGAUCUUUUGGCCGAGGAGGAGGCGCGGCGGCCGUGGUACAGGCGCCGCUCGGUGGUGCUGCACGCGGCCGCCUUCCUGGCGGCCGCCGCCAUGCUGGUCGUCGGGGUCUGCACCCACUGGGGCGUCCCGCGCAUGGCGAGCGCACUCGGCAGCGGCAGGGUGGAGCUGUUCCGCUGGAUGUACUUCUUCGCAGUGUGGCCACCCCUGUGGGUGGGCGUCAGGUUUGCAAACAACCGGCUGUUCGUCUGGAUCGAGAAAUGCUUCUUCAUGGAUGCCAUCUACUUUCUGGACGCCGUCCGCCGCACUGUGCAGCGGCUGGUGUUCAUGCUGCUGGUCCUGCCCUGGUUCCAGAUCAUCUUCAAGGCGGCAUGGUGCGAGGGGGAGACGCGCUGCAAGGCCAAGUCGUACCUCCAGGCCACGGAUGCCGUGUGGAAGCUGGUGGUGUGCCUGAUGCUCUUCUGCCUGGCCAACUUCCUCAAGGCCGCCGCCACCAAGCUGCUGUCGAGCGCGUUCCACCGCACCGCACACUUUGCAAAGGUCAAGGAGGCACUGGACAAGCGGGAAUUAUGA
Molecule: messenger RNA, 783 nt
Organism: Monoraphidium neglectum
Lineage: Eukaryota; Viridiplantae; Chlorophyta; Chlorophyceae; Sphaeropleales; Selenastraceae
Exons: 9
Coding region: 1-783 (260 amino acids)
Biological process (GO): monoatomic anion transport
Cellular component (GO): plasma membrane
Molecular function (GO): mechanosensitive monoatomic ion channel activity
Source: RefSeq, a predicted model, not a curated record